Messenger RNA from Monosiga brevicollis MX1, 2958 nucleotides. RefSeq lists its product as uncharacterized. The record is from RefSeq and is a predicted model, not a curated record. The coding region runs from base 1 to 2958 and encodes 985 amino acids. The transcript is spliced from 8 exons. Gene Ontology annotation, molecular function: calcium ion binding. NCBI's taxonomy places the organism in Eukaryota, Choanoflagellata, Craspedida, Salpingoecidae.
AUGGGCCCACAAGGUCAAGAGGAUCAAUCUCUGAAAGAAUGCCCGCCUGAGGAUGGGCGUCCCACCAUGGCCAGCACAGCCCUCGAGACCAUGUCAGGGCCUUUAGCUACGGCCAACACAGCAUCUGUCGCCACCGUCGCCACCGUCGCCAUCGCCGCCACCGCUGCCACCGCCACCACCGCCCCGGGCCAGCACACCACUACAGCCCUGGACCAGGAUGCCAUUGGUAUAGCCAUUGAUACACCCGUUGGUAUUGCCAGUUCGAGCCCCAGCGCUUCAGGCAGCAGUAGUCUCCGUAACGUGGUUGGCUCCAAGCAAACAGCGUUUUCUCCACGCACUACUGGUGAUCGCAUCAUGCUGCCCGCAGAGACACUUGGUGCCCCCUUGGGCUCCACUCUCAACGAGCGUGCUGAUAGUUCGGCCAUCUGCAAUGCUGCGCCUUUUGUGGAAGGCUCGCCAACCCAGUCCCCGCUUGGACUUGAGGCGCAGCCUGUCACUUCCGAGGAAGCUUCUCCUCCCGAGUCGAUGACGGAUGCCCAUGUCGAAGAGUUGCUUUCUAAACUGCCAAACGAGAUUGCAAAGAAUGCCGAGGAUGUGAAAUUCAUCAACUUUAUCAUCCGCUUGCCCAUCAAUGCGCGAGUGCUCCUUCUUCGGGGUCAACGAGAUCGCGAUGUUUUAGUUGUGGCCGACAGCUCUCGGCGCUCAGAUAACCGUUAUCAAUGCCAGCACUGCUUUCCCGUUCGGGUUGGCGGGGGUUACGUGUUCAUCGGUUUUGCCAACGGCGACGGCCUCUGCAUCGAAUGUGGACGUGCGCUCAAUUUCAAUCUCAAUGAAGAGCGCCGUCGACGCCAGUUCGAGUGGGCCAAUGAGUUUGAAAGCAAGUUUGGCGCCGAUAAUCACUGGGAUUUCUGGGACCAACUGGCCGCCUCUUCGCGUCACCGAGUUGUUAAAGUGUCCACGCCGACGGCGCCAGUUACCAAGCCAGCCCGCAAAAACCCCAAACCCACACCGCCCGUCUCUGCUCGUGUAUCUGCAGCUGCAUCCCGCAAAGCAUCUGACGCCAGCCUUAGCAGUGACGCCCCCCCGACUUUGAGCCCGGUGCAAAGUGUCGUUACAUCUGUUUCAAUGGAUGUGCCCUUUGUUGAGGCGGCCAUACCUCAGCCACUGGACACACUUACGGACGUGAUACCUGAUUCCGUGGAUAUACCUUCGACUGACUCCCAGGAGCCUACGCCUGACCCCACUCAACCAGCCUUGGAUGAGCCAGACGACACGGUUGUUGACUCAUCCAAAAACACUCAACGAUCACGUGCCGACUCCCCAGCAGUGUCUGAGGCAGGCAACCAAGAUAUGCAAAAUCAUCCGCUUGCAGCUACUUCGAAUCUCGAACCUGAGCUCGAGCCCCACCUUGAACCCGAUGUUCAGCUUGAGUCGAAGCCCGAUGAGCCUGAUCAUCAAUCAGGCGCACAGCCAGCGGCAGUUGAAGAAUCUAUACUUGCACCCAGCUCUGCAAAGCAGCCGACAGCCGUGGUUUCGUCGUCAAACGAUUGUGCUCUUGAGCCAUCAGUCGAGCUCCCACCUCAAUGUGCGCCAAUGAUUGAUGAGCCUUCGGUGCCAGAGCCAACAGCAGCACCACAGGAAGAGAUGACGGCAGAAGAGGCAGAGGUGGAAGCCGCGCAAGCAAAACCGGCUCGCAAGCGUGCUCCCAUGCCUCCGCCGCCACCCCGAGUCAAAGAGAUAGACGAGCCGAUCGCUUCCCAGACACCUGCGCCAGAGCCAGAGCUGCCAUCAGCCAAGCCAUCAACACCUCAGCCUCUCGAGGAGCCACCGGUCCCUGUGGUCCGACUCCCGCGACCACCGCGCCCCCCUAAAGGUCGCGGCAAAACCUCCAAGUUGUUUGGUCCCAGAUUCAACUCGAGCAAGGCCCAGGCUCCACCUAGCAUAACCACUUCCGCUGAAAUUUUGCCCUCAACGCCGCCGCAGGUGGUUACUGCGCCUUUACCGGUGGGCAGCGAGGCAGACGAUUCGUCUGAGGCGUCUGACAAUGGCGAGGGUCUGGAAACGAUUGAGACUCGAGGUGGAACAACAUCAAAGGUCGAAGCGCCGUCUGAUUCUCUGGCUUCAAUACGGGCAGCUUUAUUGGCAGAGGAGCCUGAAGAGGCGGCUGAGGACGUCAAAGCAAAGCGAAAGCCUAUGCCUGGCGCGAGACGGGUGGAAAACAGUCGGCUCGCAGCCCUGCGCCGCAUCCCUGCAGGGUUUACGAAGCAACGGAAGAAAAAAACAGCCAGUCAGAGCAAGCUGGCACCCUCGCCCUCGAAGAGUAACGCGGACCAGGCGGGGCUGGCUGCUACGGCAGACUACCUAUCGCAGUUUAGCAUGUUGGACACGAAGACGACCCACCGCUAUAAGCGCAUAUUCAAUGCAGCGGAUCGGCGUGGUGCAGGCUGUCUGAGUGCGUCGGAGCUUGGUGAUGCCCUGCGCUUGGUCUGCGAUGCCCCGAUCAGUCAGCGCGAGAUGGAGUUUGUGGUGCGGGUACUGGAGCUUACUGAUGAGGAUGCCAUCGACUCUUCGGGCAUGCAGCUCAAGAGCUCCCUAAAUUUUCGCCUCUUUUCAGUUGUGGCUGCUCUGGCGGAAAAGGUGACUCAGCUGGACCACAAGCUGCGCGCCAACAUUAACAGCUUGGACUUUCACGGGCUUGAAGCCAAACUUCAAACCGCUCGUGACCUCUUUUAUGUCAACGAUAUUAAACAAGAGGGUUCCAUCUCGUUUGAGUCCUUGAGAGUCGAGCUUCAGGCCGGCAAUGUCAGCGAUGCACAUCAGGCUGAGAUCUUUUCCCGGCUUGGGAACGAUGGCCUCGACGACCUCUCCUUUAUGGAGUACCUAGCUUAUGUUCCCCUCUUUUUGGACAUUCACGAUGCAGUGUGCACCAACCCACUGGACAUGAGCUUGUUUCGUUGA